Molecule: messenger RNA, 201 nt
Organism: Bipolaris zeicola 26-R-13
Lineage: Eukaryota; Fungi; Ascomycota; Dothideomycetes; Pleosporales; Pleosporaceae
Exons: 2
Coding region: 1-201 (66 amino acids)
Source: RefSeq, a predicted model, not a curated record
AUGCCAAUGCAACCAGACGAUCUCUUACUCUCCCUUCAAAGCUCGCUCCGCAACGCACUAGCAACAUUCGGGCCAAGCAGCACUCAGUACCGCAACAUCAAGCUUAUAGUAGACGAGUACGCGGCGAAUCUUGCGAUGCAGGGGUUGUCGAUAGGUUCGAGUGAGACAUGUCAGGGCGAAGAGGUUAUGCAGACGAAUUGA